This is a messenger RNA of Drosophila persimilis, 2199 nucleotides long. RefSeq names its product alanine--glyoxylate aminotransferase 2-like. Gene Ontology annotation, cellular component: mitochondrion. Gene Ontology annotation, molecular function: pyridoxal phosphate binding; transaminase activity. The record is from RefSeq and is a predicted model, not a curated record. Lineage: Eukaryota; Metazoa; Arthropoda; Insecta; Diptera; Drosophilidae. Bases 256 to 1749 code for a protein of 497 amino acids. The transcript has 4 exons.
UCAUUCGGCGACAAUUUCCAAGCACCCAAAGACGUGAAGGCGUCCCGUGCCUUUAGCCUGCGAUAAUCAUCCCACAUCAGUGCCAGACAUCCUUUUGCCGGGAUAACAGCCUAGCAGUUGCACUUGCGCUUGCAGUUACAGUUUCAGUUGCACUUGCAGUUGCAGAGUUCUACCCAAAGUUCUUCUCCAGCAAAAGUGCGCGAAGUCGAAGUCGAAAUCUCAAUUCAAAUCAAAAUCAAAAUAAUAUUUUGCAAAAUGCCUUUCGCACAAGAGCAAUCAAAGUCGUCGACGGUGGCCAGCGAACAGCUGUCCAAGACGGAGACCAUCAAGCUGAGAAACAAACACAUCGGGCAAGCCUGCCAGCUCUUCUAUCGCUCUGAUCCUUUGAAGAUUGUCCGCGGACAGGGCCAGUACAUGUUCGAUGAGGAAGGCACACGCUAUCUGGACUGCAUUAACAAUGUGGCACAUGUGGGCCACUGCCAUCCGGAGGUAGUGCGUGCCGGUGCCCUACAGAUGGCCACCAUCUCGACAAACAAUCGCUUCCUGCACGAUGAGCUGGUGCAGUGCGCCCAGACGCUCACCAGCAAGAUGCCAGAGCCACUGUCCGUGUGCUUUUUCGUCAACUCGGGAUCGGAGGCCAAUGACUUGGCCCUCCGACUGGCCCGAAACUUUACCAAACGCCAGGAUGUGAUCACGCUUGACCAUGCCUACCAUGGACAUCUGCAGGCGGUGAUGGAGGUGUCGCCGUACAAGUUCAAUCAGCCGGGGGGCGAGAAGAAGCCCGACUACGUGCACGUGGCCCCCUGCCCGGACACCUAUGGCGGCCAGUUCACGGACAAGAUGUACCCCAACGCGGAUCUGGGGGCUCUCUAUGCCCAGCCCAUCGAGGAGAUCUGCCAGCGCCAGUUGGCCAAGGGUCAGGGCGUGGCCGCCUUUAUAGCCGAGAGCCUGCAGAGCUGCGGCGGACAGAUUCUGCCACCGCCCGGCUACUUCCGGGCCGUUUACGAUGCCGUACGCUCCUCCGGCGGCCUCUGCAUCGCCGACGAGGUCCAGGUUGGCUUCGGCCGCGUGGGCACCCACUACUGGGCCUUCGAGACGCAGGGCGUUGUCCCGGACAUUGUGUGCGUGGCCAAGCCCAUGGGCAACGGCCAUCCCGUGGGCGCUGUGGUCACCACCCCGGAGAUUGCGCAGGCCUUCCACGCCACCGGAGUGGCCUACUUCAAUACGUACGGCGGCAAUCCGGUGUCCUGUGCCAUUGCCAAUGCCGUGAUGCGGGUCAUCGACCAGGAGGGACUCCAGCAGAAUGCCCUCCAGUUGGGCGACUACCUGCUGCGGGAGUGCAGCCACCUCAAGCAGGAGUUCGAGUGCAUCGGCGAUGUGCGCGGCGUUGGACUGUUUGUGGGCAUCGAGCUGGUAAAGGAUCGGGAGGGACGCAUACCCGACACCAAGUCCGCCCGCUGGGUGGUCAAUCGGAUGAAGCAGCUCCACCAGGUGCUGGUCAGCUCGGACGGGCCCAACGACAACGUGAUCAAGCUAAAGCCGCCCAUGUGCUUCAGCCGCGAGAACGCCGACGAGUUCCUGCUAGCCUUCCGCGAGUGCCUAGCCACCCUCACCCAGAACAAGAUGGCCACGGAGGCGGCGACAGCCGCUGCCACCACCACCCAUGGGGUCAUCGCCACCGCCGCAGAGACGCUGGCGAAUAAGACGAAGCUCUUCGAGCGGCAGGAUCGCCUCAUAAAGUCGGUCUGAGGCAGCGGCGACGCCUCCCUGCCGACUCUGCUCAAAGGCACAAACUAGCUUUAGUCCUCCCACACCCGAGGAUAUUUAUAUUAUUCCAUGAUCCCGAAUUCCCUUGCCCCCAUGCCCCACAGUCCCUUGUCCGAAUAUGGAUAUGUAUGUAUAUUAUAAUUUUUUUUUUUUGAUUAUUGAUUAGUUUUAGUGCCAUGCUUUAGCUUUUAGAACAAAUCUAGGCAUUACCCAUGAGCCAUACGUAUAACCACCCGAUAUCUACGCGCAUGCCUACUAUAUAACCAUUAUCUUUUGAGUCGAUUAUCAAUUAUCUUCUAGUAUCUAGAAAAAUAUUUAGGGAGCUCAGUACGAAUUUCGUUCUUUUACUUUGUGCUUUUUUUUGUUUUUUUAGCCUUAAGUUGAGAAUGUGUGAGAAAUGUUAUUGAAUAUUAUAUUUUUUUUAACCACAAA